This is a messenger RNA of Pseudovirgaria hyperparasitica, 1187 nucleotides long. RefSeq names its product 3-isopropylmalate dehydrogenase Leu2A. Lineage: Eukaryota; Fungi; Ascomycota; Dothideomycetes; Acrospermales; Acrospermaceae. Gene Ontology annotation, cellular component: cytosol. Gene Ontology annotation, biological process: L-leucine biosynthetic process. Gene Ontology annotation, molecular function: NAD binding; 3-isopropylmalate dehydrogenase activity; magnesium ion binding. The transcript is spliced from 7 exons. The record is from RefSeq and is a predicted model, not a curated record. The coding region runs from base 57 to 1160 and encodes 367 amino acids.
UAGUCGAUAUAUUGACAGCCAACAAAAACGUUGACCUCCGCUCUGUAUCAUUUACCAUGGGCGCUUUCAAGAUUGUCGUCUUUGCAGGCGACUAUUGCGGACCUGAAGUCACAGCAGAAGCACUCAAGGUGCUCAAGACGAUCGAAAAGUCAAGGCCUGACAUCUCCUUUGAGAUCGAUAACCAGCUACUUGGAGGCUGUUCAAUUGACGCGACGGGAUCGCCUCUCACGGACGACGCGCUCACGGCCGCGAGCAAUGCCAAUGCGAUUUUUCUCGGCGCUGUCGGAGGACCGAAAUGGGGCACUGGUCAAGUCCGCCCAGAGCAAGGUAUCCUGAAGCUUCGGAAAGAGCUCCAGCUUUUCGGCAACCUGCGACCCUGCUUCUUCGCAUCCGAGAGCCUCGUCGAGAACUCCCCCUUGAAAGAGUCGGUAUGCAAAGGUGUAAACUUCAACAUCAUCCGCGAGUUGACAGGCGGCAUAUACUUUGGAAAGAGGCAAGAGGUAGACGACAAGGGCUUCGCCUUCGACACUGAGGAAUACACGCGCGACGAGAUUGCUCGUGUGACACGACUGGCGGCGUACCUCGCUCUGCAAGAAAAACCUCCCUUGCCUGUGUUCAGCCUCGACAAGGCCAACGUCAUGGCAACGAGUCGGCUCUGGCGUGCGACGGUGACGGACAUAAUGAAGAACGAGUUCCCGCAGCUGUCCAUCACACACCACCUCAUUGACUCUGCAGCUAUGCUCAUGGUCAGGAACCCGCGCGCACUGAACGGAAUCGUCGUGACAAGUAAUCUGUUUGGUGAUAUCAUCAGUGACGAAGCUAGCGUCAUUCCGGGUAGUCUUGGGCUGCUUCCAAGUGCCAGUCUUAUGUCUAUCCCUGACGGAAAGACAAGAGUCAAUGGUGUUUACGAGCCAAUUCAUGGCUCGGCACCCGACAUUGCCGGACAAGGAAUAGUGAAUCCCGUCGCUGCAAUCCUGUCAAUAGGCAUGAUGCUGAAGUACUCGCUAUGCCUACCCGACAUCGCCAAGGCCGUGGACGAGGCAGUCCGAAGGGCUAUUGAGAAUGGAGUGAAGACUGCGGACAUUGGAGGAAAGAACACAACCUCUGAGGUUGGUGACGCAGUCGUGAAGGAGCUCGCCGAGAUAUUGAGCAAGAAUUAAGCCAAUCCUACGUAAGAGGGUCAGCCC